This is a messenger RNA of Fopius arisanus, 809 nucleotides long. RefSeq lists its product as uncharacterized. Lineage: Eukaryota; Metazoa; Arthropoda; Insecta; Hymenoptera; Braconidae. The record is from RefSeq and is a predicted model, not a curated record. Bases 348 to 740 code for a protein of 130 amino acids. The transcript is spliced from 2 exons.
AGAAAACCACCUUUCUCUCGUUCGAAAAUGGACUCGAGACUCCAUAGGCGUACCACUGUAGGACCCUUUCGAGCAUUCAACAUCCCACCUUCAUUGCAAGUAGAAUGGGAAAAAAUACGUGGUGUGAGUCAUGGACGGCCUCCGAUCGAAUUUGUUGAAAAGAAAACGAGAACACGGAUUUUACUUAAAACCAAGUUGCAAUGGAUUUUAUUAUUCAGAUUUACUGGGCCUUUUAGGCGCAAUAUAAAGUAUUGAAAGUGCGGAAGAUUUUUAACGACUUGGGCAUUGGGUUACAACUGUGGGUUUAGAAAACUGAAUGACGAAUUGAGGACCUUUUCAAGUACAAAAUGGAUUAUAGCAGUGUUGGUGGAAGUAGUAACGAGACAAUUAAAAUGUCUGAUUCUUUAGACACCGAAGAGGUGGAGAAAAAAUUGGCUUUACUUCUGGAUGAAGGGUCUAAAAUGCCAGCAGAUAAAGAAUUCUUAACAAUUGAGGUACCUGAUUACUUCGAUGAAAAAAAAUUCCAAUUGGGUCAAGAUGUCUUCAAGAAAAAUAUAUUUACCAUGAUGAUUGCCAAGUUGUCAGGGUUAUUGGUAUUACUGGCUGUACCUUCAGUUCUUGAUAUUCUCUGUUUUACCAAACAGAGUGGAACUCCAUGUGCUGCAUUUCGUCGAUAUGCUGCUACUAUAUUACAUACAUGCAUUUGGUAUAGGAGUAUACCAAAUCAAGAUGUUGAGUAAGUGAAUUUAUUGCUAAAUAUUUCAAAAACUUAAUGAAUGAUGUACACUAAAGGUUGAAAUGAAACAAUA